This is a messenger RNA of Myripristis murdjan (pinecone soldierfish), 2292 nucleotides long. RefSeq lists its product as uncharacterized. The transcript is spliced from 12 exons. The record is from RefSeq and is a predicted model, not a curated record. Gene Ontology annotation, molecular function: 2 iron, 2 sulfur cluster binding. The coding region runs from base 34 to 1302 and encodes 422 amino acids. Lineage: Eukaryota; Metazoa; Chordata; Actinopteri; Holocentriformes; Holocentridae.
CACACACACAAACACAUACACACUGACACACACAUGGAGCAGCAGGAGCUGGUGGCGGCGCUGCGGCGGGUGGUGGCGGACGGCGGCUGGCAGCGGGUCGGCAGGACGGCGGACUUCCAGUCGACAUGCACAAAGCUGUUCUCGGAGGACGGGCAGCACCUGGUCCUGAUCCGCACCGGGGAGGACUCCUUCCGGGCCAUGGACUCCUCCUGCCCGCACGAAGGUGGGCCCCUGGAGCUGGGAGACAUCGAGGACCUGGGCGACGGGAGGCUGGUGCUGCUCUGCCCCUGGCAUCACUUUGACUUCUGUGUGCAGACCGGCAGCUCGUCCACCGGCCUGCAGAACCAGGUGUACGAGGUGCGAGUGGUGCAGGGCGACGUGUACGUCAACACCCCCAACCAGCUGUCACUCAGCCCCGACGCCGAGCCCGACACGGCGGGUCCAGGCGAAUCGUCUCCAGACGUGGCCGAGAUUUGUCCCUCUGAAGACACGCUGAGCUUCUGGGCCACCAAGAUCCUCCGCACGCCGGAUCCCACAGAGAAGGUGAGGCUGACGCUGGAGGUCCAGGACAAGUGGAGGUCGGGGCAGAUAAAGGAGGUGGGCCGAGCCGCUCCUCCUGCGCAGCCCAGCAGGAGAGACGACCUGACCGUCCUGCAGCCCGGACGGAUCAAACGAGGCAAAGGAGGCACGCAGGCCAGCCGGGUGGCGCUGCUGCACUCCCUGGCGAACAUCGAGCAGUGGGCCAUCGAUCUGUCCUGGGACGUCAUCGCCCGCUUCUCCGGCUUCAGCCUGAGCAGCGGCGAGCCUCUGCCGCGACAGUUCUUCAGCGACUUUGUCAAAGUGGCCGGAGACGAAGCCAAGCAUUACGACCUGCUGGAGAGACGCAUCACAGAGCUGGGCAGCUUCUUCGGGGCGCUGCCCGUCCACAACGGACUGUGGCAGUCGGCCACCGACACGUCACAUGACCUCCUGGCCCGGCUCGCCAUCGUGCACAUGGUGCAUGAAGCCAGGGGUCUGGACGUGCACCCUCAGACUCUGUCCCGCUUCGCUGCGCAGGGCGACCGGGACUCGGUGGAGGUUCUGGAGAUCAUCUACAGGGACGAGAUCACUCACGUGGCGGCCGGACUGCGCUGGUUCACCCACAUCUGCUCCCAGGAGGGCCGGGACUGCCUGUCGACCUUCCACGAGCUGGUCAAGCAGCAUUUCAAAGGCUACCUGAAGCCGCCGUUCAACACCGAGGGCAGGAGGACGGCCGGCAUGACGGAGGAGUGGUACGUUCCUCUGGUCAAGCCGUCCAGCUGACAGCGGCACUGAGAAGAACAGGAAAACCUCCCAAGAAGGAAAACACACACUUUUUUUAAAACCCUGAUGCAUCUUUUCCGCCUUUCUUUCUGUCAGUAACUUGAAUGUUUCAUCACAGUUUGGUCUAAAGACUCUACACGUCUUCUGGUGCAUUCACAUGCCUGUGAGAAGCUCCGACAUCCACCCGGUGGUUCUCCUCGUGCAGCAGAUAAUCCUCUGACCUGUGAGCUGCCUGGUUUUCAUAAUCAGGGUUAGGGAUUAAGAGAAAGCCGGUUAGCACAGGUAGAUUUCUGCUGGAGAAACCCGACCGCUGCACAUCGUUUAACCAGAAACCCCUCGUGGAUUUACUGCUGAACAUCCAUGACAACGUGAGGGACGUAUGGAAACGUGCGGGCAGUGACAGUUACAUCGUUUGAGUCAUUUUAAUACACAAAAGGAGCAGGAAUGAGGCUUUCCUCGCCUCUCUGAAGGGCUUCUUCCUGGUGAGCAUGAGCAGGAAACGAGCGGAGGGGCGGAGCUCAGCCGUGGCGUCGCUGUCGCCAUGGUAACAGUCCAGGAGACAUUGAUUGGUGAACACGUGUAAACCAGUUAACACACUGACACGUCACGAGUAAUCAGAGUAAGACGUCACAUGUAAACAUGUUACCCGACUUCCUGCCGGUGAUUCACCAUAAUGUGGUUUCUGGUUGCCAUGGAAACGUAAGAGUGAACAGGAGGGUGUGGACACAACUUCAUCUUGUUGAAAAAAAAAAUUCAAUAUUUUUUAACCAUUAAAAUAAUGUUUUCCCAUGGCAUGUGGAUGCACCAGUUCACUCUGUUCAAAGGUUUUUUUUUUUUUUUUAAUUUUUUUUUAUUAAAUCAUAUUUAUGGACACUGGUGAUGAAGAAACGUCUGUCAGAAGAAAUGCUUCAUGAACUCUGAGGUGCCUCCUACAAGGUGGAGGAAAACUGUGGAAAUGUUUGUGGAAAUAAAGCGCAUUUUUAAUAUCCU